AUGCCACCACCCACCCCCUCUAACCUUAUAGUCAUCACCGGCGCCACCGGCAACCAAGGCAGCGGCGUGAUCCGCGCCCUCCUCCACCCCAGCACCCCAGACCCAGCCACAACCCCCCUCUGGCACAUCCGAGCCCUCACCCGCGACGCCACCUCCCCCAAGGCCCAGAAAUUCCUCACCGACCAUCAAACCCCCGACAACCGCCUCUCCCUCAUCACAGGGGACGUAUACGACCCAUCCUCCCUCCAUACGGCGUUCGCCGGCGCCCAUGGCGUCUUCGCCGUGACAUCCGAGACCCAAACGGGACGGAUUCUCUACAAUGAAGACGAAAUGAACCAUGAGAUUGACGCCGGCCGAAAUAUGGUUCUGGCGGCGGAGGCUUGUGGGGUUCGGCAUUUUGUCUUUAGCAGUUUGCCGGAUAUGGUUGAGGUGACUGGGGGGAGGUAUCGGGAUAUUUAUCAUAUGAAUAAUAAGUUUGAGGUGGAGAGGAUUGCGAGGGAGAGGUUGGGUGGGGGGGUGACUUGUCUUAUUCCGGCGGAUGGGGUUGUUCGGUUCCGGAUUCCCAUUCCAGGCGGCCAGGUUGCACAGUGGACUGAUCCGGUCCAUGAUAUGGGGGUUUUUGCAGCGAUAUUCAACAUGGGCGUCGAAAAAACCCAUGGAAAGACUUACCUUGUGCUAAGCUCUCGUGUCACACCAGAGGACAUGGUAGCGACAUUCACCAAAGUCACUGGCCAGCCGGCGAUUCACGAACCCAUAUCUGCCGAGGAAUUCGGGGAGAUGGCGGCUCUCGCUGUCGGACCGGCUUUCAGGCAAGAUGCCCAGGAUAUGAUGGAAUGGGCUGCGGUGGCGCCGGCCGAUAGGAUUUGUUACGGGGCCUAUCCUGAGGAUCGCGAUUGCUCGUUCGAGGAGUUAGGGCUGAAGGCUUCGUCUUUUGAGGAGUGGCUUCGCAGGAGUGGUUGGAUGGGACCUGCGUGA
This is a messenger RNA of Aspergillus sclerotioniger CBS 115572, 975 nucleotides long. RefSeq names its product NAD(P)-binding protein. NCBI's taxonomy places the organism in Eukaryota, Fungi, Ascomycota, Eurotiomycetes, Eurotiales, Aspergillaceae. The transcript is spliced from 3 exons. The record is from RefSeq and is a predicted model, not a curated record. Bases 1 to 975 code for a protein of 324 amino acids.